Molecule: messenger RNA, 1557 nt
Organism: Cladophialophora yegresii CBS 114405
Lineage: Eukaryota; Fungi; Ascomycota; Eurotiomycetes; Chaetothyriales; Herpotrichiellaceae
Exons: 5
Coding region: 1-1557 (518 amino acids)
Biological process (GO): transmembrane transport
Cellular component (GO): membrane
Molecular function (GO): transmembrane transporter activity
Source: RefSeq, a predicted model, not a curated record
AUGGAUAUGCAAAAACCGAAACUUCAAUCGGCCAUCGAGCCCCCUCCAGAGCUCAUGAUGGACAACGAUGAGCACAGGCUGGCGGAGAUGGGAUACAAGCAGGAGAUGAGCCGGAACUUCUCUGUUUGGUCAGUUUUGGGCCUUGGGUUCUCUCUCACCAACUCCUGGUGGGCUGUUUCUGCGGCUAUGGUUACAGGAAUCAACUCUGGAGGUCCAGUUCUCUUCGUCUACGGCAUCAUUGGGCUUUUCAUCGCUGGGAUGGGAAUCGCGAUCUCCUUGUCGGAAUUGGUAUCUGCAUACCCCAAUGCCGCCGGUCAACAUUUCUGGGUUAGCCAACUUGCGCCGGAGCGAUCUGCGAGGUUUCUCUCCUACUUGACGGGCUGGUUCGUAUGGGCAGGCUCAAUCUUUGCAUCCGCAAGUGUCGCUCUAUCAGUCGGUUCAGCUUGUGUCGGCUGCUAUCAACUUACGCAUCCUCAUUUCGUUAUUCAAGCCUGGCAUGUAUUUGUUGCCUACCAACUGGUCAACCUGUUCGCAUUCAUCUUCAACUGUUAUGGACGAAUGUUACCGGUGGUCACAACGGUUACUCUGUACACCACACUGAUCUCGUUUGUCGUGAUCCUGAUCACGGUCCCGGCCAAAGCACCAUCACAUACCGAUGCAAAGUUCGUCUUUGCAACUUUCAUCAACAACACCGGCUGGUCUUCAUCUGGCAUCGCCUUCAUCGUCGGUCUGAUCAACCCUAAUUGGGGGUUCUCUUGUCUCGACACGGUGGUACAUAUCGCAGAAGAAGUCCACCGGCCGGAAAGGCUUAUCCCGAUCGGUAUCAUCGGCACCGUCGUUAUCGGUUUCGUCACAUCCUUCACCUUCUCUAUCUCCAUGAUGUACAGUUUGAAUAACUUUGAUGACAUUGUCAACACUUCCACUGGUGUACCGACAUUGGAGCUAUUCUUUCAGGCACUCCAAACCAAGGCCGGAGCUAUCGUCCUCGAAGCUUUAGUCAUCGCUACCGGUAUUGGAUGUCAGAUUGCGUGCCAUACUUGGCAAUCCAGGUUAUGCUGGUCUUUCGCACGUGACAAGGGCAUCCCUUUCCAUGGCUAUCUCUCAAAGGUCCACCCGACCCUCGAAACACCAAUUCGGGCCCAUGCUGUUUGUUGCGCGAUCGUUGCACUAUUAGGUUGUUUAUACCUUGGCUCCUACACCGCCAUAGCCAGUAUCAUCUCGGCAUGCAUCGUCCUACCUUACGUAUCAUAUUGCAUUCCUGUGGCCCUUCUACUACUCAAGGGAAGGGACAACAUCAGACAUGGCCCUUUUUGGCUAGGAAAGCUAGGCCUGGUUGCCAACAUCGUCCUGCUAUGCUUCACCACUUUCGCAAUCGUCAUGUACUCAUUGCCGACUGUGAUGCCAGUGGAGGCUGACAAUAUGAACUAUGUCUCAGCCGUGUACGGGAUCAUCAUUCUGAUCAUCAGUGUCGACUGGUUUGUGCGAGCUCAGAGACAAUUUCGUGAUGGGGCCAAUGCAAUCGACGGGCUUGCUGUGGUGGCAUCAAACAAGCAGUGA